Messenger RNA from Talaromyces proteolyticus, 1581 nucleotides. RefSeq names its product WD repeat protein. The transcript is spliced from 2 exons. The record is from RefSeq and is a predicted model, not a curated record. Gene Ontology annotation, molecular function: protein binding. The coding region runs from base 1 to 1581 and encodes 526 amino acids. NCBI's taxonomy places the organism in Eukaryota, Fungi, Ascomycota, Eurotiomycetes, Eurotiales, Trichocomaceae.
AUGGCUCGCACACGGGCAGAUACGGGGAACCCUCCCGCUAAGCGUCGUCGGCUGAAUAAUGGUACCCCCGCGACCAAGGCCAACCGACAGUCGCCUGCCAAUGAAUCGUCGUCUUCCGACGAGCUCGCCGCGACCCCAGAUUAUGACAUGGAGGAGCGUCGCAGGGCCAGCUGGUCGGCGAAGAAGGCUAUAGCGAAUCGCAGACAGUAUAAGCCUGAGCCAAACAGUCCCAGCGUGUCGGACAGUCCAGAUGAGCUGUCCAUGGACGCCGAUGUGUUCUGGGGUCGGAAUACGCGGGAGCAGUCCCCUGCCAAAAAAGCGCCUACGCCUCCCGUUCAGAUAGAGGAGGAAGAGACUGAGCUAGCAGUCAAAAUGGCCAUCGAACCGUUGACUCCUGCGCCUGCUGAAUCUAGUGCUGAUCUAGAGUCUCGCGCACGAUCCGUCGAAGAGCCCGAACGAAUAGCUACGCCCGAGCCCGCUCCUCCCCCUACUCCGCCGAAGCCGGAUCAUGUAAAUUAUGUUCAAAAGUAUAUCCUCAAGGGCCAUCUUCGAGGUGUAUCUGCUGUAAAGUUCUCGCCCGAUCGAACAAUGCUUGCUAGUGGAGGUGCGGAUGGGUCAUUGAAAGUGUGGGACACAUAUACAGGAAAGCUACUCCAUACAUUUGAAGGCCAUUUAGCGGGAAUCUCGACUGUCGCAUGGAGCCCAGACAAUGAAACGAUCGCCACGGGAUCAGACGACAAGACGAUUCGACUGUGGAAUGCGCUUACUGGCAAAGCUCACCCGAAAGCUUUCAGUGGCCACCACAAUUAUGUUUAUUCCAUUGCCUUCUCGCCGAAGGGUAACAUGCUAGUCAGUGGUUCAUACGACGAAGCUGUUUUCUUGUGGGACGUCCGUUCGGCCAAGGUUAUGCGAUCGUUGCCGGCGCACUCAGACCCCGUUGCGGGCGUGGAUAUAUGCCACGACGGCACGCUCGUUGUAUCGUGCUCUUCAGACGGGCUUAUUCGAAUUUGGGAUACGAUGACUGGACAAUGCUUGCGUACUCUCGUCCACGACGACAACCCACCAGUCAUGGCAGUUCGGUUUUCGCCUAAUGGCAAAUACGUUCUGGCCUGGACAUUAGACGACUGCAUUCGAUUAUGGGACUAUGUCAGUGGGCGAUGCAUCAAGACAUACCAAGGACAUACGAAUCGGAAAUACAGCCUAUGCGGGAACUUUGGGGUGUAUUCAACGCCGGACGGACCGCCGCAUGCAUUCGCGGUCAGCGGUAGCGAGGACGGCGCCUUGGUAUGUUGGGAUGUUGUGGAAAAGAACACGCUCCAGCGCAUUGAUGGUCACACCGAUGUUGUUCUUGCUGUCGACACUGCUGAGCUAGAUGGUAAAAGGUAUAUGGCGAGCUGUGGUUUAGACCAGACGGUUCGUCUCUGGGAAGAAGUGAGCCCUGUGGAGACGGAUGAGUCGGUCGAAAUGAAUGGCAUAACCAAUACUGUAGAAGCGACACCAGACGAAACAACACAACCAGUUCCCGAAGAUAUAUCUAAUGAGGCACAAGAUGGCGUUGAGGGUGACAAAAUGCUUGGUUGA